AUGUCGGCACGCAUCUGGAUUGGGCAGGGCUUAGCGCGUGGACCCUGGAUUCAAGAUGCGGCGAACUUUGCCUCGAGCGGCCAGAAUGCAUUGCUCGACAAGAUCAAGACACGGCACGCGCCGCCGCCGCUACGCUUGGUCGCCCCGGAGCCUACAACGCCACGAAGAGCCUUCUCUACAGCCUUUGGAAGACGGCAAUUGCAGCAACAUGCCUCACGGGAUACUGAAGGCUUGCCUCCCUCGGCAGCCGACGCGGUUAGCCACGAAGUCAACGCGCGGAGAGCAAGGCAGCAGUUCGGCGAUACGUUGCCGCGGGACCACUUGACCGACGACGAGUACACAAUAUACAAGAGGCUGUAUGGCCCAGCCGUCUUUGCAGAUGCUGCCGAAGAGGCGGAACGCGUUGACGGUGCAGUUGACGACGAGAUUGUCGAGCAGGAGGGGCCUGAUGGUUCCAUCGUCUUGCUCAGGAAGGGGGUGGACGGCCAACUCGAAGAGAUUGAAGUCGCGGAAGAGGUCGAUGCCGAAGACGAGGCAGCUGCUGAGCCGGACCAAGAGACAAUGACACCCGCAGAAUGGGAAGCGCGCAGGGAGGAAGAGGCGCAGGCAUACCACGACGACAUCUACGAGCAGAGUCGACUGCAACAAGAGGAAGCAGAGGCCUGGGAGGACGUAGAUGAAGGGCAAGAGGAAGACGGCUUUAUGCGCGCACAUCCAUUGACCAUCGAGGGCCGCUUCAAGCCAUCGCCUUCGACCGUCUUUCUGCCCAAGAACUCGCUCGUCGACCCUACCGCGCUGCUCCUGACGCGCGCCAACCACAAACACCUCGCCGAGUCUGCGAACCGUAUCUUUGGCGGUCGUGGUUUGCCUCACUCCGCCAGCACGACCCCUGCACGCUUGGGCCACGAGCAGAAACCAAUUCCGCUCCACCCUUCGCAGUCAGAUAUGGGCAACAUCGAGGCUGAUGUUUACAUGGCUUCUGUACAGCCAGGCACAUACGCAAGUGUCAUGAGCGCCAUGGUUGAAGUCCGUCGCCGAUUAGGGUCAGGAUGGCUGCAACACAUGCUGCAGGACAAAAAGGGUGGCACCAUACUAGACGCUGGCUCUGGUGGUGUCGGCGUGCUCGCAUGGCACGAGAUGCUAGAGGCCGAAUGGCAACGUAUGCACGAGGACUCGGGAAACACGUCGCUUGGCGCUACCCCGUUGGGAAAGGCGACUGUCUUGACCGCAUCUGAUGCACUGCGCCACCGUGCAAGCAAGUUGCUGGACAACACAACAUUUAUCCCGCGACUGCCAGAGACUGUGACAGCGGCCGACGAUGCAAACACGCAGCAACCGCGCAAGUUCUAUGACGUCAUCAUUGCGCCACAUACACUUUGGCCCAUCCGACAAGACUAUUUUCGCAGAGAGCAAGUCGAAAAAUACUGGUCUCUUCUGAACCCCAAGGGUGGUGUUCUCAUCCUCAUUGAGAAAGGCCUACCACGAGGCUUUGAAGUUGUAGCCGCUGCCCGUUCAUACCUUCUAAACGAACACAUAUCUUCUCCCGGCUCAGAAACUAUCGAGACGCUACUCGAAUCUCAGGUGUCAAAACCGGACGAAGAGACUAGAUUCUCUGAGAAGGAGACGGGAAUGAUCGUUGCACCAUGCACAAAUCACAGCACGUGCCCGAUGUAUCAGUCUACAGGUGUGAGCCAAGGAAGGAAGGACUUUUGUUUCUUCAAUCAGCGGUACAUCCGCCCUCCAUACCUUCAACGUAUCUUGAAUGCAAAAGACAAGAACCAUGAGGAUGUGCAGUUCAGCUACCUAGCCGUCCAGCGUGGACGCGACCAGCGCCUUCCACAAUAUGACAUCCUCGGCAAAGGGUUCGUGCAAGGUGAAGCAUCAACCGCCGCAGCUUUUGAAGGGCACGAAUGGCGCCCAUCAUCAGACCCAGGAACCGAAGAGCCCGUCAUGUCCUCAUCUACCGACGUUAACCCACUCACCUUCCCACGUCUUGUGCUCCCCGCACUUAAGCGCAGAGGCCAUAUCAUCUUAGAUGUGUGCACACCUGCUGGCACGCUAGAGCGCUGGACCGUCCCACGCUCCUUCAGCAAGCAAGCUUACCGCGACGCGCGAAAAGUCCGCUGGGGCGACCUCUGGGCCCUCGGCGCAAAGACGCGGAUACCACGCAACGUACGUCUAGGCCGGCCAAACGACGAAUUCGACAAAAAGGGCAGGAAAGUCAAGAAGGCGAAGCAAGUCACUAUCGAAAUAGGUGUUGGUGAGAAAGAUGGAAGGACCGUCGAGGAAGGCCCCGCAAAGGUGCUUGGCAAGGGAGGGAGGUUGUUGGUUGGUGACCGCGAUGGACGGUAUACUGCGGAUCGGAAAAUUCGGGGUAGCAAGGGAAGGAAAGGGAGGAAGCAGAGGGUUGAGCACGAUGCUUAUGACUUGGAUGACGUAUGA
Alternaria viburni is the source of this 2442-nucleotide messenger RNA. RefSeq lists its product as uncharacterized. Gene Ontology annotation, molecular function: methyltransferase activity; structural constituent of ribosome. Gene Ontology annotation, biological process: translation. Lineage: Eukaryota; Fungi; Ascomycota; Dothideomycetes; Pleosporales; Pleosporaceae. Bases 1 to 2442 code for a protein of 813 amino acids. The record is from RefSeq and is a predicted model, not a curated record. The transcript has 2 exons. Gene Ontology annotation, cellular component: mitochondrial small ribosomal subunit.